Messenger RNA from Aphanomyces astaci, 3891 nucleotides. RefSeq lists its product as hypothetical. The record is from RefSeq and is a predicted model, not a curated record. The coding region runs from base 1 to 3891 and encodes 1296 amino acids. Lineage: Eukaryota; Oomycota; Saprolegniomycetes; Saprolegniales; Verrucalvaceae. The transcript is spliced from 3 exons.
AUGAGUAAACUCUCAAGCACACACGACGUCACCUUCGUCCAAGAAACGCGUUUCCGCGCGCCGAGUUUGCAAGACAAAGUGUCCUACCAUUGGCAACGUCUCACGAACCACGACGGGGUUGUGUUCUUUGAGGCCCCACUCUACCCUUUGGAGCCCACAUCACCCGCCACGGGCGGCUUGGCAACUCUCCUCCACCCCCACUCACCCCUGAAGAACGCCGUCGACAUUCCACACGACAAUCCGAUUCUUCGCGGACGAUAUCUGCAAGUGCGUUGUGUUCUUGGCCCUGCCACGAUUGUUCUCCACAACGUGUACGCGCCAAUUUCAUGGUCCGAGCGAGCGCGCUUCUUCGACGAACUGCCACGCGACUUCCCCCCACAUUUCCUCCACAUUGUGGGAGGCGACUUCAACUGCACGCUCAACAAGGAUUUGGACUCGCUCAACCCCAGCGCCGCCACCAUGGCCGGAACAGACGCCUUGUUGACCUGGAUGCGAGACUUGUCCAUCGUGGACCUGUUUCGCCAGCAAAAUCCACUGCGGAAGACUUUUACCAGUCCCAAGCUCAUCAACCGCCUGGACUACAUCUUCUGCUCUUCGAGUUUGGCAAGGUUGGCGCAUUGGAAAGCCGCGCACUUGCCGCAUAUCCCUCACGCCGAUCACGUGGCUUGUCGAAUCAUUGCCCAACGACAGACUACGCGACAUGGCUCCGGUUCCUGGAAGGCCCCGCCGUGGCUGCUGCGACUUCCUCGAGCCGCAACUAUCAUUCAUGGUUGCUUGGACCGCUUCCUCGCCAAGUCCAAUGGUUUCCACAAUGUCGGCAAAGCCUACGACAUCUUAGUCACCGACAUCCGGCAGCAACUCAAACUGUUUCACGACGAGCAACUCGACAAGCAGCGUUUGCCGUUGAAGAAAUUGGCACUUGAAAUCGCGGCCUUGCUCCAAGUUCCCAACAUGCGGCAAGACCCGGUUUUGGUGGAUCGCGUUCGGGACCUCCAGCAGCAAAUCCGUCACCUGCACGAUCAGCAAAAGAAGUUCCUCCAAGAACAAGCGUUCCAGCUACACUUGUACAAGGCGGAAAGGUCUUCGCGCUUUCACUUCUCGUCACCAAUUCCAACUCCACUGCGGAAGACGGUCUUCAAAGAACUGGAAGACGCCAACGGAAACCUGGUAUCCGACCAAACUGGUGUCUCCAACACACUGGUGGAUUACUACUCGGACUUGUUUGCCGCACCGGAGCUGCGUGCAUCCGACGACGACUUGUCUGCGUUUCUGGGGCCAUUGACGCGAGACACCCAACUGUCGGUCCAAGCUCAACAAGAACUGGCCGCUCCGCUGUUGGCGAAUGAAUUUUACCAUGCCAUCCGCCACAGCAGCUCCAAUUCCGCCCCUGGCCCCAACGCGCUGCCAUUUGAAGUGCAGCUCCACGCCAGUCCGCAUCUGACAUCCAUGCAACUUGUCAGCACACUGAUAUUGCUGCACAAGAAGGGCCCCAAGUCUCAAGCGAAGAACUACCGUCCAAUCAGCUUGCUCAACGUGGACGUGAAGAUUCUCACAAGCAUUUUGGCCCACCGACUCCAACGGCAUGUUCGCAACAUCAUCCACCACGAUCAGCAAGGCUUCAUCCGCCAAAGCAACAUCCAGACGAACAUCCAGCGCCUCGACGACAUGCUGCACUACGUGAAGCAACACUCCCCAUCGUCCAUGGUAGCCCUCCUGGACUUUGAGAAGGCGUUCGAUCGUGUGGACCACUCCUACUUGCUUCGUGAGCACUAUGGAUUCCCCAAAGCGUUUGUGGAUAUCGUACGGGUACUCUAUUCUGGACGACGGACGCGAAUCCUGGUCAAUGGCCAUUUGUCCAAGUCGGUUCGCAUCCAUCGCGGAGUCCUUCAAGGCGACCCAUUGUCUCCAUUGCUUUUUGUCAUUGCUUUGGAGCCCAUGUGUCAGCUUUUGCGCCAACACCCCAAGUACGGCAUCCGCACUGGAGACCGCGUCCACACUGGCAGCUUCUUCGCGGAUGACUCACAACUCUAUGCUGUCAACGAGAAGUCUCUCCAUCGUCAACUCGCACUGGUUCAGGGCUUCUGCGACAAGUCCGGCUUUCGCCUCAACGUGGACAAGACGCAAGUCUUGACGUAUUGUCAGGCCUCCCCAUGUCUGGCUCCCCUCCUUGUCGCCACGGACUCGCCAACGAAGGCCUUGGGCAUUCUGGUGGCACCGCACUUGACCCCCAAGGCAAGGUUCAGCUAUGUGUUUGACAAAUUCAUUGCUCGACUGUCCUUGUGGUGCUAUAAGGCUCGCACCCUUGCUGGCAAGGUGGCCAUCUUGCACUCCAUAUGUCUGCCAGUCAUGUGGUAUCAGUUGUCCUUUGUCCCCGCGGACAAAGCAUGCGCGAAGUUGAUCGACAACGCCAUGCUUCAAUUCCUCCAUGGCGAAGACAUCAACCCGUCGAACAACACGCAUGGACUCCGCCUCAUCAAGAAAGACCUGGUCUUCAUGUCGAAGCACACGGGUGGUCUUGGCCUGCACCACGCACUGAAGCUCUGGCAACAACACAACCGCGCUGUGAUGAUUCGAUGCGUGAAGGCGUUCGCAGUGCCGUCAUCCAAGUCCGCGAUCCCCUCCUGGAUUACUCCUGGCUAUGCUUUGCUUGAGAAAGCGUUCCAUCCGUGGGGCUCUCCACGGGAUCUGCUGCUGGCACAGGGUACUUCACCCUUCAUGAAGCAAUUCAUGAAACACCCGGGCAUCACUCCAAUGUGGACAAGUCUGCUCUCAGAAUGGUUCACGUCCCGAUGGACUAUGUUUGGGUUUCCGUCCAAUGCCCCCUCGUGGACCGUCCCCCUGUGGCACAAUGCGUUUUUGCCUGGCCUGGAAAACCUCUACGAUCACUGCUCCGCGUCGUCACAGCCCCAGGCAAGAACUUUGGCGUCACUCGGACUCACACAAGUGUCCCACUUUCUGACACCGUGUCACCGACUUUGGCCGGCUUCGACCGUGUACGCCUUGAUCCACCAGGCGUGUAUACGCUCCAAUCUCGAGCCUCCAACCAAGCAUUGGAUCACCAUCUUGAUGACUAAGUUGUCGAACCUGUUCGAAGUCGUCCCCGAAGCGAACCCUCCGCCAUUCCGUUUGCCCGUCCGCCGCCCGCCGCUCUUGGAAGUCUCCUGGAUUCUCCGCCCGGAUCUUGUGCCCAUUGAGUUGGCCGCAGCGUCCUCAACAGCGGCCAAAAUCCGGGCACCUCCAGUGGCAGACUCGUCCUUGAUUCCAACCAAGCACCUCGGUCUCCCCGCCGACUUUUACGCCGACCCCAAGCGCUUGAAGCAACUUGCCGUCUUCUCACGCCCCGAACACAUCUUGCCUAGGUAUGGCGAGUUUGUGUACAAGACGCUGCUUCGCGCCAACGCCAUGCAAUAUCUGUUCCAAUAUCGCUCCCCCCAGCCCACUUGUAUUUUCUGCGGUUCGAACGAGACGUACCAACACUUUUUAUUCGCGUGCCGCUACGGCCUGUCGGUCUGGCACCACUUCAAGCGCAUCCAACGAGCGCUGCAAUGUCCGUUCCCGCGCAAUGCGUUCGAGUUGUUUUUUGAGCUGCCCAAGCCCCAAGAUGGUUACUACGUCCGUGGACUGUUGAAGAUCUGGCCCAUUGUCCGAGCCUGCGUGUACUAUCAAAUCUGGCUCCAACGCGCCGAUCGAACGUUCCGACCCGACCUUACCCCCAAGACUCCCGUGGAUACAGCGAUCCAUGCAGCCAACCUAAUCAAGAUGCACCUGCGGCUCCUACUUCGAGACUUGCCUCUCAAGAAAGGCUACUCCAAAGUGUUCAACGUUCUUCGAGCGCUGAGUGCUGACCCAUGGUUGAAGCUGCAUGUAAUCCCUGAUUCCGUCCACGCCUAG